AUGUCUGACCAAUCAAAACACAAUAAAUGCUGCCCACCAAAAUGCAAUCCAUGCUGCCCCCCAAAAUGCAAUCCAUGCAGCCAACCAAAAUGCAACCAGUGCAGCCCCCCAAAAAGCAAUCCAUGCUGCCCCCCAAAAUGCAAUCAGUGCUGCUCCCCCAAAUGCAAUCAAUGCUGCCCCCCAAAGCCUCCAUGUUACAUUCAGACCAGGUGCUGUCCAGAGACCAAGCCUGAGUGUACAUCUUCGGAUAAGGAAUCUGGACCCAACCAAACCCAAAACCAGGACAAGGGCCCUCAAACCCAAGAGAAGACCCAAAGUUCACAAGAUGGGCCAGGUCUGUCCGGGCAGAAGAAGCCAAACAAGUAG
Molecule: messenger RNA, 366 nt
Organism: Otolemur garnettii (small-eared galago)
Lineage: Eukaryota; Metazoa; Chordata; Mammalia; Primates; Galagidae
Gene: SMCP
Product: sperm mitochondria associated cysteine rich protein
Exons: 1
Coding region: 1-366 (121 amino acids)
Source: RefSeq, a predicted model, not a curated record